This is a messenger RNA of Penicillium angulare, 1674 nucleotides long. Its product is annotated as putative lysophospholipase. The transcript is spliced from 3 exons. Lineage: Eukaryota; Fungi; Ascomycota; Eurotiomycetes; Eurotiales; Aspergillaceae. The coding region runs from base 1 to 1674 and encodes 557 amino acids. The record is from RefSeq and is a predicted model, not a curated record. Gene Ontology annotation, molecular function: protein binding; asparaginase activity.
AUGACUACCACAGAGGCUAACCUCCCAAUAAUCGGGGAUGCGCCAUCAGAUGAUACGGCUCAAGAAUCGAGGGUGUUAAUCAUUAUGACAGGCGGUACAAUUUGCAUGCAGCCAUCGCCAUCUGGGUUUAUUCCUGCCAGAGGCUUUCAAGAGAAAUGCAUGGCCCGUGUGCCGUCCUUCAAUGACGGCGCCCUGUCAACCCCCAUGGAUGUCAUCACCGACUCAACGGGGACUGUUCAGACUCAUCCAAGUCUGCGGACACCAAUCACAACCUAUGGCCGGCAGGUGCGGUACACAGUCUAUGAAUUCGAAGAGCUACUUGAUAGCAGCUCCAUCGAUGCCAAAGGUUGGUCGCAAAUUGCUGAGACCGUCUUCCAAAACUACACGCUCUUCGAUGGAUUCGUCAUUUUACACGGCACAGACAGCCUGGCAUAUACCUGCUCUGCAUUGAGCUUCAUGUUGCAGAAUCUUGGAAAGCCUGUUGUGCUCACAGGGUCACAGGCACCAAUGCUAGAACUGCAAAAUGACGCCACAGAUAACCUACUUGGAUCAUUGGUGGUGGCGGGCCACUUCAUGAUUCCCGAGGUGUGCUUGUAUUUCAAUAACAAGCUCUUCCGUGGUAACCGUUCUACCAAGGUGGCUGCAAGUGAUUUCGCUGCCUUUAACACACCCAACUGUCCUCCACUGGCUGUCACGACCUCCAUGCGUACUAAUGUGAACUGGGACAUGGUACAUCGACCGACAAGCCUAGCGCAUUUCCGGAUCCAAACCAAUCUUGACACCACUCAUGUCGCAUGUCUCCGUAUAUUCCCGGGUAUCAAACCGGAAAUGGUGGAUGCUGUAUUGAGACUUGAUGGGCUCCGCGGUCUCAUUUUGGAGACUUUUGGGGCCGGCAAUGCUCCAUCUGGACAGGACAAUGCUAUGAUCAACGUACUGGCUAGCGCUAUCUCAAGAGGAAUUGUAAUUGUCAAUAUUACCCAAUGUCUUACUGGAAGUGUCAGUCCUGUUUAUGCUACAGGCAUGAGUUUAUCUCGAGCAGGUGUCGUGGCUGGUCUUGACAUGACCACUGAGGCGGCUUUGACUAAGCUUGCCUAUUUGCUUGCUCUGCCGGAGUCGACGCCGGAGUCUGUGACCAAGAACAUGUCUGUUUCGCUACGCGGGGAACUCACCGAAUCUUCUCUGCCCAUUUUCCGUCACCCAGACGGCGCCUUACCUGAACGUGUGCAGACUCUCACCAUGUUAGCCUACGCUAUCGCCCAGGGUGAUCUUGACAAAGUGCAAACGAUCAUGAAAAUUGAACAUCACUGGCUACUUAAUGACGCCGAUUAUUCAGGCAACACCCCUAUUCACUUGGCCGCCACUUCUUCUACCAUCUCUAUCCUCCACUUUCUUCUCUCACAUGGAGGGUCGGUCCAUCUCCGCAACCGCAACGGCCGUACGCCAUUAUUCUUGGCAGCUAACGCUAAUCUCUCGGACCAUGUACUACUUCUCCGGAAAUCCGGGGCUCAUCUGCAUUCCGAUGAGCGCCCUGCCGCUGAAUUACUAGCCCGUCGCCGACCGGGUGUCUGGGGUCUUGCAGGUAUCGAUCCCCGAGAAAAUAGCCAGAGGGAGUUGAAUGAGGACUAUGGUGACAAUAGGCGAGGCCAGCUAUUUGCCGGCUCAGCGCCAUCAUAA